UAAUGUUUUUCAACUUCUGUCAGUUUCCCACCCAGGAGGAGGAAGAUAUUGAUAUGGACACAGUUCAUGACAGCCAGGCGUUCAUCUACCACCAACUGAACAUGUUGGAGAGACCCUCAACUCCAGGUAAAGAACCAUCUUCAGUGGAGCAAGCCAUGUUGUCCAUGCCAGGAACACCCAUGCCCACACUGAGCAAAGAGAGCACAUCCUCUAAACAUGGAGAUCACCACCACCACCAUCAUCAUCAUGAGCACAAGAAGAAGAAGAAGAAGCACAAACACAAACAUAAGCACAAACACAAGCAUGAGAGUAAAGACAAAGAUAGAGACUCUCACGCCUUUAGUAACAGCCCUGCUAGUGGCCGCUCCAUUCGUUCUCCAUCUCUGUCUGACUGAUAAUGGUAUCAGCCAGCGAAAGUAGUCGGAACUAACAUUAAAAUACACAUUGUUUUAAGCAUUUCUGAUGUUUUUGUUCUGUUUGUUUUACAAAUUAUUGAGUGCUGUAAAGACAUAGCGAUAGCAUCCAACUUGUCAGUGUUUAAAUGAAAAGUUAAUUCGAAAUUAA
Sinocyclocheilus grahami is the source of this 564-nucleotide messenger RNA. Its product is annotated as transcription initiation factor TFIID subunit 2-like. NCBI's taxonomy places the organism in Eukaryota, Metazoa, Chordata, Actinopteri, Cypriniformes, Cyprinidae. Bases 3 to 395 code for a protein of 130 amino acids. The record is from RefSeq and is a predicted model, not a curated record. The transcript has 2 exons.